CCGGCGAACCCAGCCGGCAGCCGGGGAGCGCGCAGGAUGCGCGGGGCGCCCGCGACCCUCCGCGGCAGGGCGAGGCCCCGCGGGCGGACCGUGAGCGCAACGUCCGCCCCGGGGAACCGCACAGGCACGUGUGCUCAGCUGCAGCCACCCCCAAAGGGCACCUUGCAAGUCCUCCGUGGCGAUGGCGCUUCUGUGGGGACUGUGCUCGUUUUCCACUGCCCCUCGGGCCACCAGAUGGUGGGCUCCGGCCUCCUCACCUGUGCCUGGAAGGGGAGUAUCGCCGACUGGUCUUCGCAGACCCCCGUGUGCAAGUCUGUGCCGCCCCAGGAGGCCUUCGGCUUCAAGGUGGCAGUCAUCGCCUCCAUCGUGAGCUGUGCCAUCAUCCUGCUCAUGUCUGUGGCCUUUCUCACCUGCUGCCUCCUCAAGUGUGUGAAGAAGAGUGAGCAGCAGCGGCGCUCCAACAGGAUGGCGCAGCUAUGGCACCAGCUGAGGGGCGAGGAUCUGGAGACGGUGCAGGCUGCGUACCUUGGCCUCAAGGUCCACAACCAGAACAACAGCAGCAGCCACAAACCCAGGAGCCAUCCCAGCCAGGCGCACGACAACCACAGCUUCACCACUGCUCUGGGCUUGCCAGGGAUCUGCUGGGUGGUCUCAGUCUCUCCUGUGGUGGUGGCAUCCCUUGCAGACCUGGGGUUGCUGCUGGCAGUCAGCAGAGACCUCAUGGAGUACUGGCCAGCGGGUCCACCCUCCCGGCUACCCCCUGUGGCUCCCUUGCAUCACAGUGGCUGCUUUCCAAGUGACAGUGUGAGCAUCAGAGAGGCUGUUUCGCUGUCAGCCUUGGAAGUCUUCUGCUCUGUCCUAUUCAUCAAGGUGGCCCCAGGGUCCAGGGUGGGGUGUUAGGCUCCACAGCUAGGAAGUGGUGAAGAAAUGAGGGAUGCGCUUUAAAACCAUCGUGGGAGCCCUGCACAGUGGCACAUGCCUGUAAUCCCAAUGACUCGGGAGGCUGAGCCAGGAGGAUCACAAGUUCAAGGCUGGCCUGGGCAACUUAGCAAGACCCUGUCUCAAAAUAAAAUUUAAACAGCUGAGAGUGUAGCUCAGUGGUAUAGCCCCACUGGGUUCAAUCACCUGUACAAAAAAAAAAAAAACAAACAGCUCAUCAUGGGGCCACACUGGCAGUGGCAGCUGAUAAACCUUGGGUUUCUUGGGUUUGAUUCCUAGCACUGGGGUGGGGGUGGGGUGGGAAUUAGAGCCAUCACAAACCUUUAAGUCAACUACUUACCAAGACAAUUUUAUAGAAGAGGGCCCCAGCUCUUACCCCUCCAGCCUGGGUCUCAGAACAACUUGGGCAGCCCAGCUAUAUUUUGUGUGCAUCCAACCAGGGCACUCCUGGCAUUAGAAGAUGCUGCACUCUUGUUUUAGUUUAAGAUGAACUUGGGAGCUGGGCAUGAAGGUGCAUACCUGUAAUCCCAGUGAUUUGGGAGGCUGAGGCAGGAGGAUUGAAAGUUCAAAGCCAGCCUCAGCAACUUAGUGAGGCCCCAAGUAACUUAACAGAGUCUCAAAAUGUAAAAGGACUGGGGAUAUGGCUCAGUGGUUAAGCACCACUGGGUUCAAUCCCAAGUAUCCAAAAAAAAAAAAAAAAAAAAAGAUGGAGAUCAUCUCAUAGCUCUAGGUCCCAUCCUCUCUUCACCUCUGAACCCCAUAUUUGUCUUGGGUCAAUUAAAAAUAUAUGCAGCCUUCCACAA
This is a messenger RNA of Marmota monax (woodchuck), 1742 nucleotides long. RefSeq names its product sushi domain containing 3 (gene Susd3). The transcript has 5 exons. Lineage: Eukaryota; Metazoa; Chordata; Mammalia; Rodentia; Sciuridae. Bases 37 to 900 code for a protein of 287 amino acids. Gene Ontology annotation, cellular component: plasma membrane. The record is from RefSeq and is a predicted model, not a curated record.